This is a messenger RNA of Rhizoctonia solani, 483 nucleotides long. RefSeq names its product signal recognition particle 14 kDa protein. Gene Ontology annotation, cellular component: signal recognition particle, endoplasmic reticulum targeting. The transcript has 4 exons. The coding region runs from base 1 to 483 and encodes 160 amino acids. The record is from RefSeq and is a predicted model, not a curated record. Gene Ontology annotation, biological process: SRP-dependent cotranslational protein targeting to membrane. NCBI's taxonomy places the organism in Eukaryota, Fungi, Basidiomycota, Agaricomycetes, Cantharellales, Ceratobasidiaceae. Gene Ontology annotation, molecular function: endoplasmic reticulum signal sequence receptor activity; 7S RNA binding.
AUGGAACUCGUCCAGCAUGAGGAGUUCUUGAAGAGGCUGUCGGAGCUAUUUGACAAGUGCAAUUCGUCCAAGGGUAGCAUUUGGCUAACCCAUAAGCGCUUGGCAUACGAGCCUAAUGGGCCACCCGAAGGUGAGGGCCCCGAUCGGGAGUAUCCAUGCCUAGUGAGAGCAGUCGAUGGACGAGAUGUCAAGUUUUCCACAACUGUUUCUUCUGCUGAAUUGCCAAAAUUUCACGCAGCCUACAGUGCGCUUCUGCGACAGUCAAUGCCCGGACUAAGAAAGCGCGAUAAGAAGAAGGAGAAAGCUAAGGCUGAGGCAACGGCGGCGCGCAGACAAAAACUGGAGACGGACGUCGUCGUUACUGGCUCGAAAAGAGGUCGUGGUCGUGCGAAGCGCCAGCGUAAGGUCAAAGCGGCGAUCAAGCAACAGGAGACCAGAAAGCUGAUCGCAGAAAAGCAACAAACAAAAACUUCCAAUAAGUAG